AUGUCACCACAGUGUGGGAACACUGCGCUGUCUGGGAAGCCUCCUCUGUCCAUUUCCUUCUCUGGGUCCGGCUUUCUCUCCGUUUACCAGCUCGGGGUGGUCCAGUGUCUGCUGAACGUGGCCCCGGGGGUGCUGGAGGGAGCACCCAAAGUAUUUGGGGCGUCAGCCGGCGCCUUGGCCGCGGCUGCUGUGGUUUGCCGAGCAAAUAUGGGGCGUCUACGAGAGGAGACGAUAAAAUUAGCGCAUGUCAUUCGGGGACGCAUGCUAGGACCACUGCACCCUUCUGCGGAUGUUUUCCACGGGAUAGAACGUGUAUUGCGACGCAUCGUCCCAGAGAACGCACACCAGCUGGCCAACGGGCGCCUACAUAUUGCUAUGACACGCAUUCCCGACGGCAAGGACGUUUUUAUAUGUGAAUUCCAGUCCAGAGAAGACGUGAUUCAAGCGCUGUUGUGCAGUUGCUUUCUUCCCAUGUACUGUGGAUUAACGCCCCCCAGAUUCAAGGGAGAUCACUACAUCGAUGGAGGUUUCACCACCAUCCAACCGGCCCAUGACCACCACAGUAUACUCACAGUCUCCCCCUUCGCCGGGGAGGUGGACAUCUGCCCCACAGACCAGCUCGAAGACCACUACAACCUGGUUGUGAGCGGACUGGCCUUCCAAAUGUCCAUGGUCAACUUCUACCGAAUGGUGGAUGCUAUCUUCCCCCCCUCCCAUCUCAUAGAGCACCAACCCUCUUUGUUGAAAGGCCUGAAGGAAUGUUCUGGAAGCAUCAUGGAAUCUGAUAUGCUACGAGAGGAAGAAGAGGAAGAGCAGGAGGAAGAGGAGGAGGAGGAGAGGGAGGUCCCAGCAACAGUCCCGGAGGAAGAGGAGGAGGAGUCGGGGAUUUUGGAUGUUUGCUCUCACAAUCCAGAGAGUUUGGCCUGGAGCCUGAGGUCUCUGGAGCUACUCCUGUACCUCAGUCUGCCUCCCUGGGUGCAGGCAGCCCUGUUAUGCAACUUUAUCUCCCAAAUUGGACUGGAGGGUUUCCAUGACGCUUUCCUGGCACGUCUGAUAUCGUAUCUGCUCUUGCCCUACACACUGCCUACCUACAUCUUCUGUGACUUCACCUACAGACUGCUGCUCAGGCUAAGGCCAAUCCCUGAGUAUAUCUUCUGGCUGUGGCAGGAUAUGAAGCAGAUCGUGCUGUUCAUAACCAGAGUCACUGUGUCGAGCCUGAAGAGAAACCUGGCAGACAGGUUCCUCCCCUCGUUCCUCCAGACCCCCGUGCCCGAGUCCCCGUCGGAGGACGACGGCGUUCCCGCGAAGACGCCCCGGAUGAGACGGCGUUCCACCCUGCGGGUGCAGCUCUCUGGCCUGAGCUCCAGCUCCUCCGACGGCCAUCCCCGCCCUGACGGCCGGGCCCUCUCCUUCCUGCUGGACCUGGGGCUGGAGCUGGACAGCCACCCCGACGCCCGGGGCCUCCUGCCCAGCUCGGAGGCAGAGGAGGAGACCGCCCCCACCCCCACCCUCAGCACGUCCCAAAAACCUGCAUGGGGGGAGAUGGAGCAGAAGAAAGAGCGGUGAAAAAUAGACACCAUCCUGAAGCUGUGCAAGAACAAUGGUGAAUUAGCACACGUGCGUUCACGACGGCACACGUUCGCGGCUAAGUGCUAACAGUUACUGUCGUACCAUUUUAAAUGGACAUUCCAUUUAGUUCGCCACCAACGGCGUUUUAAUAAAAAUGGAUGCGACUUCGGUCUAACAGUGCCAGCUAGCUGAUAGAACAAAUAUUACAUUGAUUAAAGUGUAUUAUAACAGCCAAAUUAUCUUCAACACCUGUUGUGUUUCUUAUUAUAUGCAUUGGAAAAAAAUCAG
This is a messenger RNA of Conger conger (European conger), 1857 nucleotides long. Its product is annotated as patatin-like phospholipase domain-containing protein 2. The coding region runs from base 1 to 1566 and encodes 521 amino acids. Gene Ontology annotation, molecular function: triacylglycerol lipase activity. Gene Ontology annotation, cellular component: cytoplasm; lipid droplet; membrane. NCBI's taxonomy places the organism in Eukaryota, Metazoa, Chordata, Actinopteri, Anguilliformes, Congridae. The record is from RefSeq and is a predicted model, not a curated record. The transcript has 8 exons. Gene Ontology annotation, biological process: lipid homeostasis; triglyceride catabolic process.